Molecule: messenger RNA, 1062 nt
Organism: Eruca vesicaria subsp. sativa (arugula)
Lineage: Eukaryota; Viridiplantae; Streptophyta; Magnoliopsida; Brassicales; Brassicaceae
Source: the annotation of a GenBank genome assembly
AUGGCGGCUACUAGUGAAGUGAGGAGGAUCAAGCUAGGAAACCAAGGACUUGAGGUAUCAGCGCAAGGUCUUGGUUGUAUGGGACUUUCCAUCUUCGAAGGAGCUGACAAGUUUGAAGCAGAACACGUUGCUCUCAUUCACCACGCCAUUGACUCUGGCAUCACGCUCCUUGACACCUCUGACGUCUACGGUCCCGAGACCAAUGAGUUGCUAUUGGGAAAGGCUCUGAAAGAUGGCAUGAGGGAGAAAGUGCAACUAGCUACCAAGUUUGGGAUGCUCUAUGAAGAUGGGAACUGGUGUUAUAGAGGAGAUCCAGCUUAUGUCAGAGCUGCAUGUGAAGCGAGCUUAAGGCGUUUAGGUGUUAGCUGCAUUGACCUUUAUUACCAGCACAGGAUUGAUACUACUGUCCCCAUAGAAGUCACAAUGGGAGAGCUGAAGAAGCUGGUUGAAGAGGGGAAGAUAAAGUACAUAGGCCUCUCUGAAGCCUCUGCUUCCACUAUAAGAAGAGCUCAUGCUGUUCACCCGCUCACUGCUGUGCAGUUAGAAUGGUCUUUAUGGUCAAGAGACGUUGAAGAAGAUAUCAUUCCUACUUGCAGGGAGCUUGGGAUUGGAAUUGUAGCUUACAGUCCUUUAGGACUAGGCUUCUUUGCUAAAGGCCCAAAACUCAUUGAGAAUGUGGACAAUGGUGACUACAGAAAGGCAAACUGUAUUGCUCUAUUGCAGGGUUUACCGAGAUUUCAACAAGAGAACUUAGACCACAACAAGAUUCUAUAUGAGAAAGUAAAUGCAAUGGCAGAAAAGAAAAGCUGCACACCUGCACAACUAGCACUUGCAUGGGUUCACCACCAAGGAGAUGAUGUAUGCCCAAUCCCAGGAACCUCCAAGAUCAAAAACCUUAAUCAGAACAUUGGAGCGUUGUCUGUGAAACUCACCACACAAGAGAUGGCUGAGCUUGAAGCCAUGGGACGUCCUGAUUCUGUGAAAGGGGAAAGAUCAGCCACUUAUAUAGUUACCUACAAGAACUCUGAAACUCCACCUUUGUCUUCUUGGAACACUGCAUAA